UGUAACUAAAACUUCUUCCUCUCCCUUUCUAUUUAUACUUAAAUCCUUCAGAAUUCAAUUCUAAACGCUCAGAAAACCUCCAAUUCCCCCUCAGAUGCCUCCCAGAUCCUAAAUAUACCAUCACCUAAUUCUUUCAAACAUCCCACCACAACUACUCCCACUACAGCCAAGAAGCCAGCUAAGCUACGAAAAAGCAAAAACCUCACGUAAGAAAGCACUUGGAUUACCCAUAGUGUUGAACUAGAAGCCAAUGAGAUUAAAAGACUUUCUAAAUUGAUUGAAAUUGAUGUUAUUAGUAAGAUAGGAGCAACGAAGAAGAUGGAAAGAGUAAGAGAUAAGUGGGAAAAUAAGAAGAAAGAGGAAGAAUUAGAAAAAUUGAGGAAGAAAGAAAUUGAAAUGAAGAAAAAUUAUUUUGAAUAUCUAAAAUACUGAGAAGAGAACAAAAAUAACACCAAAAAUAACCCACCCCUCGAAUCCCAAGAUCCAACCCAAAAAUCCCAAAUAGACCUCGACAAAAUAAUCAACCAAGCCAGCAUAAUCCCCAAAGCAAACGCUAACAUGAAAUUCUUCCAAAACACUAAAAUAAAAACCUACAUGACUCAACUAGACCAAAAAUACGAUUUUCAAAAAAUGCCUUUGAUCUACUCCCAAAAUUCAAAAAAACCAAAAAGAAACCCUAAGCGCAAAUGUUUGAACUUGAACCCCCUCCCCAGAGCCCACCCCACAGCCUCUUCACGCUCCAAAACUCGCUACAACCCACACUUAUCCAUCAACCCCUCAUCACCCAACCCACCCUCUUUCACCCCUACCCAAUCCUUCUCAACCCCCAACUCCCCUCACCUCCUCUCCAAAUUCCAAAACCCUUCAGCAAGAACUAGUCUCCAGCCAUGCAUCCAAAACCCCCACUUACACUCACAGCUUGACCACGACCACGGCCACAAUCAAGAAGAAGAAUUGAACGUAGACCUGACUGAGCUAGAAAGAACAAGACAUAUUUUAGAGAAAGCGGAUUGAUUGAGAUCUCAGAAAGUGAAAACUAAGUUGUUGAGGAAGAAGUUUAAGAGAUAUAGUAGGAAGAUUAAUUUGAUGAAUUGUAAAAUGAGGAGACUUGUUAAAAAUGCUGAGGAAGCUCAUAUCAAAGAACUCGGUCUUCCUUAUAUUCCUAUCAAAGCAACAAAGAACAGCAAAUGUUAGCAUAACAAAAUUGUUU
Moneuplotes crassus is the source of this 1210-nucleotide messenger RNA. The record is from the annotation of a GenBank genome assembly. Lineage: Eukaryota; Ciliophora; Spirotrichea; Euplotida; Euplotidae.